UGACAAUAAACUUAUAUUGGAGUUGGACGUAACACACUUUAUUAUCAAAGGGGUGAAAUAAUGAAGCUGCCCCGAUCGAGUCUACGAUGAGAAAGAGAUUAGCAAAACUAGCCGGCUGGCGUGACGAGUCAUCAUGGGGCAGGUAGUUUUUUUCCUCGGAGCUCUCGUUCUGGCUAGCUCCUGGCUGCUAGUGCUCACUCUCGAGGAGCAGACGAAAAAUGUUUUUGGCCAUUGUAUACUUCCGCUGGGUAUGGAGGAGGGAAAAAUACCGGACGAUGCCAUAACGGCAUCCUCGAGCUACGAGAUGAAAUCCGUCGGGCCACAGAAUGCCAGGAUACGUCAGGAGAAGAACGGGGGCGCCUGGUGUCCGAAGGCGCAGAUAAGCAGCGACAUCCGCGAGUACCUGGAGGUCGACCUGACGAGGGAUCACCUGAUCACGUGGACCGAGACGCAGGGCCGCUUCGGCAACGGCGAGGGCCAAGAGUACGCCGAGGCCUUUUUUCUCGAGUACUGGCGUGACUUCAAGUGGCACUCGUACAAGAACCUCAGGGGCGACCGGGUGCUACGAGGCAACAGCAACACGUAUCUCGUCGAGCGGCAAAAGCUCGAUCUGCCGUUCGUCGCCAGUCGGGUGCGCUUCGUGCCGUACAGCCAGCAUCCGCGCACCGUCUGCAUGAGGGUCGAGAUUUACGGCUGCGCCUGGGAACAGGACGUGGUGCGCUACACGAUCCCCGUGGGCGAGACGUACGGGCCCGGAGGCAGCAACGUCGAGGAUUCGUCGUACGAUGGUCUGGAGGCCAACGGCACGCUGUCCGGUGGCCUGGGCCAAUUGACCGACAACGUGCUGGCCGACGGCUUCGAGUUCAUCGGCUCGGCCCACGCCAACAAUUGGGUCGGCUGGAGUCGGCGCAGCCAAGUCGAGCUGCUCUUCGAGUUCAAGGAGGAGCGAGAGUUUCACAAUUGCAGCCUGCACGUGGCUCACGUGCCGAGGAAAGAAGUCGAGGUAUUCUCGGCAAUUGAAGCGCACUUCUCGCGCGACGGACGCGAGUAUCACGCGUCGAGCGGCAAGAUCGAUAUAGUCAACGGCUUCUCGUCGACGACAGCCACCGUCUCCGUGCCACUCCAAUUAAAAAUCGGCAAAUUCGUUAAGCUCGUCGUUCACACCAGAUCCAAGUGGUUGCUCAUCAGCGAGGUGACUUUUUACUCGAUCGCGGGCCUGAGUAACGUAACGAACGAGCUGAGACCGGAGCUGAAUAACAAUGUGGCGAUGAUGGAGCACGCCAACGAGACUGACGCGCUCCUGAUCCCCGAAGAGAGAAACCGCACGAGGAGCGAGAAAAACGACACCACUUAUCCAAGCAAUCCGAAUUUAACGCCCGAUGCCUUUCCCAUCGGCAAUUCGCAGACUUACAUUGGCUUGAUAAGCGGAGUUCUGACGGUCGUGGCGAUUCUGGCCACCUGCACGACGGUCUUCCUGAUGAAGCAGCGCGGCCGCAACAAGAUAGCCCUGCUGCAGAAGCACACGGCCCUGCUGUGCGGGCCCACCGCGCCGGGCAUCACCAUCAACAUGAAGGACAUCAAGCUGCCCGGGCCGAUAGUCUGCAACAGCCUGAGCCAGGCGCGCCUCAAGAGCGCCAAGGCCAAGGGCGGAUUCGUCUCGGUCCUCGGGGCCAACGGCGGCUCGACGAUGACCGCGGCCGCGGCGACGGACGCCUCUGCCUCGGUCAACGACGACUGCGACAGCAGCACGUUGCGCAGCAGCGACAAGGGCAGCGACCAGUACGAGCAGUGCAGCGCCUACGAGAAGACCUACAAGCUCUUCUCCGAGGAGAAUCUCGCCUACGAGCCGAUAAUGGGAAAGCCCGACAGGUUUUCCUCUUGCAUCGGCAUCGCGGAUUAUUCGAAUGGGAAUAUAUACCACGAGGAUAAGUCGACCGAGAGGAUUUUGCCGUCGUCCUUUUCUCUCAAGCGGCACAGUCACAAUGUCAACAAGUCCAAUCACAAGGUGCACGAAGGCUACUACGCGGCGACCGAUAUUUUGACCAUCAAACGGCGCGAGCAGCAGCACCCGUCGACCAGUCUGUUCACGCCCUUGAGGAUCCAGGAGGGCGUCCAAUUGUCGAGCAUCUACAACAUUCAGCAGGUGUCGAGGCAUCGGCUGAGGAUCCUCGACAAGUUUGGCGAGGGCAGCUUCGGCCUCGUCUAUCUGUGCGAGGCCAAGGGCAUACAGAGCCCCGACCUGGGUACGAUACGCAAUAAGCAGAUCGUCAUCGUCAGGUCUCUUUGGAGAGGAGUCACCGAUUCGCUCAAGAAAGAUUUCAUGAAGGACAUGCAUCUGCUGGCGGCAAUACGCGACCCUAAUGUGGCGAGAAUAAUGGCCCUGGUGGAGGAGGAGCCCAUGGGCGCCGUAUUCGAAUACGGCGAGCUCGGUGACUUGCCGACCUUCAUGAAGACCGGAAACGAGAAUUCCAACGACGACUUCACAUUGAGUUACGGCUGUCUUCUCAACUUUGUAACUCAAAUUGCCUCGGGCAUGAAGUACUUGGAAAGUAUGAAAAUUCCACAUUGCGAUUUGGCUGCGAGGAAUUGCAUAGUUAAUAAAAACCUCGUGAUCAAGGUAUCGGACCACGCGCUCUACUGCAGCAAAUACGACCAGGAGUACUACGUGAACGGAUAUUAUGCGAAAAUACCAUUGCGUUGGAUGUCCUGGGAAGCCGUACUCAUGAACAAGUGCACGAGCGAGUCGGACGUGUGGUCGUUCGCCGUCACAGCUUGGGAAAUUUUCGGCAGCUGCAGCGAACUGCCCUUCGCCGAGCUGACCUCGGAGCAAGUGCUGGAGAACUGCAGCCGUUGGUACCAGAGCGUAAACGGCGGCAAUCAACAGCAGCUGCCGCGCGUCCUGCCCCAGCCGAGCCUGUGCCCGCGCGAGCUCUAUCGCGUCAUGAGCAAGUGCUGGAGUCGGCGUGCCGAGGACCGACCGACCUUCCACGACAUCCAUCUGUUUCUCAAGCGGCUGGCCUUCGACUGAGAGUUACUCAAGCGCAAGACGCAACGCGACAUGAAUACCUGGCCAACGCCGCCGCUCAUGUCUUGAUGAUCGGACGCAAAGACUGACUCUUGCCCCCUUUCGCUAGACGACGACGACGACGAUGACUGACGAUCUCUAUUUCUUUACUUCAGCGUGAUGUGUGCUUAGACUUGAAAUAAUUUCAGACUCUAACGCUAUGGACAAAUGUGUCGAGGGCCUGUCUUUUUUCAUUGCCAAAUUGCCAAGGAUCUAGGCUUUAUUUUACAAUUAUUCACGAGCCAAUGUCAAUUGACGUCUAGGUAUAAAUAAUAUAUAAUAAAAACCAAUAUAAAUAUAUAAAACAAGAAUUGUAUAAAUAGUGUGAAAAAAAAACAAAAAAAACUGUAAAUACGCCCCUGGGUUUAAUUAAUUCACGAUAUCCAACGAAAGCCACGUGUGCUACACAUACAAAUAUUGUAACUGAAUAAUUAGAUGCAAGACUUGGUAGUUUUUUGAUGAAUCCGAAACAAUAGAUAAAUAGACUCAUUAGAAGAAGGUGACGCCAUCGCGUGGACCAAAUCGAUGUAACAAUCAAGUUAUCGUAUGUAUACGGGGGUGGCUUCAAUCGCGUCUGAACUGAAUAUCUUGCGAACCACCUGCCCCCCCCCCCCUCAAACAGAAUUCGCCGAUUGUCUUAUAUAUAUAUUUACAUAUAAACAAGGGGGGAAUGGCUAUAGGGAGCAACGCCUAGCCAUGCCACGAUUUAUAUUAUUACAUAAAUUAGCUAACGCAUUAUUGUAGUCAGCACAGAAAUUAGCAACGUGAGAAAUAUUUUUUGCAAAUGAUAAUUCCGCGAAGAAGGAUGCUGAGUGGUUUCGUAGAAUUAUAGCGAAUGAGAGUUUUAACGAAUGAAACCUUUGAUUUUCAAAGUGGAUUUUAUGGAUAAAUGCAUAUAAACUCAUUCGAACUCGAUCAUAUUUCACUGCAUCAUUUUUUCGUAUAAUUUUCAAAACAGAUUAGUCAUCGACGAAAUAACAAACGUGUGAUUAAUUCUUCGAUGGAAAAACAAAAAAUUUAAUGAACAAUUUGCAAAACAUCGGACCAUUAAUUCGUUUCAAACAUAUCGAAAUGUGCACAUGCUCUUUUAUACAUGCAUAUCAUAUGUACCAAUUAUCAGCUAUUUCGAAUUCUAUUUUUUUUUGCAUCGAAUUGCAUUGACCAAGUUUGCAUUUAAGCCGUAUUAAAAAAAUACGACAUUUUGUUUUUUAUUCCAUAGCCAACAGAUGUUUUGAGCAAAAAAAAACAUAUCUAUCAUAUUUUUGUCAACAAUGUUCAAACGUCGUCGAUAUAUCAGUCACGAAAAUUUUGCUUGAUAAUUCUCGCGUAUGUUGACGUUGAUUUUAAAUAUUCUAUACAAUAAAUAGCACUUCAUCAUUAUCACACGAAAAGUUUUAAACGAAAAAUAUCAGCUGCACGUCCAAAGACUUGGAUCUUUUUUUCUCAUCAUAAACCAAACAUUUCAUUGUAAUAUACAGUUGCACACCCAUCGCUCAUAUAUAGGCUUUAAAUAUAUUUUAUAAUUGCUUACGACACAUUACAAAAUAAGCAAAAUCACUUGUCCUCCAAGCAGCAUAAAUAUCUAGUCUAUCUCGGGACUUUGUAUAUGAUUGGAUUGUACAUAGAAAGAUUGUUGUUGAAAUUUUGAAUUUUGUGUGUGUGUCCAUUUGUCCCGAAAUCAUCUAAAAUUCAUUUCAAUUGUCUUUAAUGUAAGAAAACUGUCAACCCUAUACUUUGAAACAUGUGUAUGAAACAUAUAUAUUAAUUCUAUAUAGAUAAGUUGUAAGCUUCGAUAAAAUAAAUGUGUUGUUAUCCUCCAGGAAGUAUAUUAUUUAUUGUUCAAUUAGAAUGUAUAUCUCGGUUUAAAUGUAAAAGUAAAAAUGAAAUGGGAAUUUGCAAUUCAAGUUGAUACAUAUAAGUAUAAGUUCUUGAACGAGAGAUGAAUGAGCAUUUCCGAAUAUUUGUGAAGUAAAUGAAUGCAUGUAUUAAACUAGUAAACAGUGUAGGAAAUAUGCCAAAACGUCACCUAAACAACGACAAAACGAAAAAGCGCGAGCAAAUGGUGAAAAGACAAGUUUAACGUUACGAUUAAUGGAUUAUUAAUACCACUUAACGCGUAAUCGUGUAUAAAAAUAUUUCGGACGGAUCUGAGUUUUUACGAUUAGUAUGUAAAAUUUCAAAUGUUAAAUUAGUUGGAAAAGAAGAAACAAAUAAUGUAGGAACGUUCCACUAAAUAAUUUUCGAGCUAAGAGACAAUCAAUUUCGUGAAACAUUAUCAGAACGUCGAAUUGCGAGUACGUGUAACGGUGUAAGGAUGAUACAUGUAAUAUAUAUUCAAGUUGAGCUGUAUUUUGUAAACGAAGCAUUAUUCUUUCAUUUUACUGAAAAAUAAAUUUUUACAAAAAAGUGAGAAGAAAAUGAAGCCAAAGAAAAUGUAACGAGUUAAGAAACUUAUCGCAUGGCACGACAAAUCGCAGCUUAUUGUUGAAUUAUAAUCUGCGAUUUCAUUGUCGUGUGUGUACAAAAAAAGUCAUAUCAGACGCCUCGUUUUACAUGAAAAAUGAAAAAUGAAAAAUGAAAAAAUAAAUGAAUGGUGCAUUAUGAAUAUAUGUAUACAUUUCAAUAGCAUAUAAGUAUAAAUGUAUAUUAUCCUAUUUUCGACCUACACACUUAUAAGAUUGGUAAAGAGCGUUUGAAAUGAUUUUAACGAGCAAUUGCAUAAUAUUAGAUAACGAGCAAAAAACUGCGCCAAGGUGUUGAAGACUAUACAUAAAAAUUUAAAUGCCUUCGAAGAAAACAACCGCAUAUAUCACAUCAUGUGCACAGCAGUCACUAAAUUUAUACAUGUGACUAAAAAAAAGGAAAAUAUCAAGUGCAUUUUCAUGGCGCAGCGUAACGAGCGGUAUCUAUCUAAU
Messenger RNA from Trichogramma pretiosum, 5979 nucleotides. RefSeq names its product discoidin domain-containing receptor 2-like. Gene Ontology annotation, molecular function: protein tyrosine kinase collagen receptor activity; ATP binding; collagen binding. Lineage: Eukaryota; Metazoa; Arthropoda; Insecta; Hymenoptera; Trichogrammatidae. Gene Ontology annotation, biological process: multicellular organism development; protein phosphorylation; positive regulation of kinase activity. Gene Ontology annotation, cellular component: signaling receptor complex. Bases 134 to 3028 code for a protein of 964 amino acids. The transcript is spliced from 15 exons. The record is from RefSeq and is a predicted model, not a curated record.